This is a messenger RNA of Alternaria rosae, 685 nucleotides long. RefSeq lists its product as uncharacterized. The coding region runs from base 196 to 618 and encodes 140 amino acids. The record is from RefSeq and is a predicted model, not a curated record. Gene Ontology annotation, biological process: polyketide metabolic process. Lineage: Eukaryota; Fungi; Ascomycota; Dothideomycetes; Pleosporales; Pleosporaceae. The transcript has 2 exons.
AGUAAAGAGUUGCUCGCCACACUUGUACAUGUUUUAUUACUACAACCAUAAUCUCGAAAAUAGAGUAGUCCCAUAUUGGAAACGUCUUGUAUCCAGCAUACUUCAAUCCAUCAAUUGCUCACCUGAAACCAACGUAACAACCUUCCUCACCCUCUCUCAUCUCCCACCAGUUCUAACCACCCACCCCCACAGACAAUGUCGUCCACCCUCCUCCCCCACCUAACCCGCUUCACGGAGUUUAUAAACAGUGGCGACGUAACAAUUGGCAAAGAAGUCAUCUCCCCCACCGCUACCUUCCACGUACCCUUUGGCGGGCCCCCUCUUCAAGGCCUGGAAGGCUACCUCCAAAUCCUCGGCAUGAUGCGCAGCGCCUUCCCCGACAUCCAAUGGACGAUCAAAGAAACCAUUGCCGAAGGCGACAAGAUCGUAGCUCGGUUUGAAACGCGCGGUACACACAAUGGACCUUUUAUGGGUGUCGCUCCAACAGGAAAGAGCAUCUGCAUGACGGCGCUGAACAUUUACCGGUUUGAAGAUGGCAAGAUCGUGGAGGAGUUGGGGCAACCGGAUAUUUUUGGGUUGAUGGUGCAGAUUGGGGCUAUUCCUGUGCCAGGACCUUGAAGGUGUGAAAUAGAGUAAAGAAAAAAAGUCAUCAAGUACACCAGAUAUGCUCUUGUGAAGAGGAGAA